AAGUCUAACUUUCCUCUUCGUCGUGUAGGUCCAGCAAUGACUACCUCUUUGUGAGCAUCCUCAAGUACUGCGUAAAUACAUGUAUAUAACCAUGACCUACAACUCCGAGAUUCAAUUCACCCUCGACACCAUCUGUCCCUGGACCUAUCUCGCCAAACGCCGACUCGACCAAGCGCUCGCUCAAAUCCGCUCCGACGACUUUGCAGGAGCCCAGGGAGGUACCAAUAGCUCCCCGGUACACUUCACCGUCAUUUACAAGCCCUACCAACUCUACCCAGACGCCUCUCGGGAAGGCGAAGACAAAUAUGCGUGGUAUCGGCGCACACGCUAUGGCGACAGCGCGGAGAAGAUGGAGAAAUACAUGAUGCUGAUGUCUUCGUAUGGAAAAUCCGAGGGGAUCGAUUUCAAAUUUGGGGGCACGAUUGCGAGUACGUUGAUGGCGCAUCGGAUGAUUCAGUUCUGGCAGGAGAAGAAGGGGCCGGAGACGGCGGAUCGGUUGGUGAAGAGUCUCUAUCGACAGUAUUUUGAAGAGGAGAGGCAUCCGAGCUCGCGGGAGACGUUGAUGGCGGCGGCCAAGGAAGCUGGGCUGGAUGUGGGAGAGGCAGAGCAGUUUGUGGAGGAUGAAGACGAGGGUUUGCAGGAGGUGAAGAUGCUGAUUAGAGAGCAAGCGGGUAAUGGGAUUGAUGCUGUUCCAUAUAUUGUGAUUGAGGGUAAGAGGCGGGAUAUUACGCUGGAAGGUGCAAAGACUGUGGACGACUAUGUCAAGGCUUUGAAAACAAUUAUCAAGGAAAGUGUGUGAAGAGCAUGCAUUAUAAACUGUUGUUUGUUUCACAGAGGACGACAAUGUCUUUUUGAGCGACAGGGCACCACCGGCAUACCUACCUAUGCAACGAG
Messenger RNA from Sphaerulina musiva SO2202, 894 nucleotides. RefSeq names its product thioredoxin-like protein. Gene Ontology annotation, molecular function: oxidoreductase activity. Bases 80 to 799 code for a protein of 239 amino acids. The transcript has a single exon. Lineage: Eukaryota; Fungi; Ascomycota; Dothideomycetes; Mycosphaerellales; Mycosphaerellaceae. The record is from RefSeq and is a predicted model, not a curated record.